Anas platyrhynchos (mallard) is the source of this 4800-nucleotide messenger RNA. RefSeq names its product ATPase sarcoplasmic/endoplasmic reticulum Ca2+ transporting 3 (gene ATP2A3). Lineage: Eukaryota; Metazoa; Chordata; Aves; Anseriformes; Anatidae. Gene Ontology annotation, cellular component: membrane. Gene Ontology annotation, molecular function: P-type calcium transporter activity; ATP hydrolysis activity; ATP binding. The record is from RefSeq and is a predicted model, not a curated record. Gene Ontology annotation, biological process: calcium ion transport.
GCUCCCCGAGGUGCCGGCGGAGGGCGAGCGGCGGCGGCCCCCGAGUGCGCUCCGUGCGCGGCCCCGGGAGCCCGGCGGCCGGUCCCUGAGCCCCCUCCCCUCCUCUCCCCAUCCCCGGACCCCCCUUCCCCUCCCCGGGCCGUUGUUGGGGGCAUGGAGGCGGCGCACAGCCUGCCCGUGCUCGACGUGCUGCGCCGCUUCGGCGUGGCCGAGAGCUGCGGGCUCAGCCCCGAGCAGGUCCGGAGGAGCCGGGAGAAGUACGGCCCUAAUGAGCUCCCUGCAGAAGAAGGAAAGUCCCUCUGGGAGCUGGUGCUGGAGCAGUUCGAAGAUCUCCUGGUUCGCAUCCUCCUGAUGGCCGCUUUCCUCUCCUUCAUCCUGGCCUGGUUUGAAGAAGGAGAGGAGAGCAUGACGGCCUUCGUGGAGCCCAUCGUCAUCAUCAUGAUCCUGAUCGCCAACGCCGUGGUGGGCGUGUGGCAGGAGAGGAACGCCGAGAGCGCCAUCGAGGCCUUGAAGGAGUACGAGCCCGAGAUGGGGAAGGUGAUCCGCGCCGACCGCAGCGGGGUGCAGAGGAUCCGCGCCCGGGACAUCGUCCCUGGGGACAUCGUGGAGGUGGCAGUCGGUGACAAGGUGCCCGCAGACAUCCGCAUCAUCGAAAUCCGCUCCACCACACUGCGGGUCGACCAGUCCAUCCUCACAGGGGAGUCCAUGUCGGUGAUCAAACACGCGGACCCCAUCCCCGACCUGCGCGCUGUCAACCAGGACAAGAAGAACAUGCUGUUCUCUGGCACCAACAUUGCCGCUGGGAAGGCCGUGGGGGUCGUCAUUGCAACAGGGGUGUACACGGAGAUCGGGAAGAUCCGAAACCAGAUGGUGGAGACAGAACCCGAGAAGACCCCCUUGCAGCAGAAGCUGGAUGAGUUCAGCCAGCAGCUCUCCAAAGUGAUUUUCCUGGUGUGCAUCGCCGUCUGGGUCAUCAACAUCAGCCACUUCAGCGACCCCGUCCACGGUGGCUCCUGGUUUCGAGGGGCCAUCUACUACUUCAAGACCUCGGUGGCCCUGGCGGUGGCCGCCAUCCCCGAGGGCCUCCCGGCCGUCAUCACCACGUGCCUGGCGCUGGGCACGCGCCGCAUGGCCAAGAAAAAUGCCAUCGUGCGCAGCCUGCCCUCCGUGGAGACCCUGGGCUGCACCUCCGUCAUCUGCUCCGACAAGACCGGCACCCUCACCACCAACCAGAUGUCCGUCUGCCGGAUGUUCAUUAUGGAGAAGGUGGAGGGCACCCAGUGCAGCCUGCACGAGUUCAGCAUCACCGGCUCCACCUACGCCCCCGAGGGACAGAUCCUGAAGGACGAGCAGCCGGUGCGGUGCGGGCAGUACGACGGGCUGGUGGAGCUGGCCACCAUCUGCGCGCUCUGCAACGACUCCUCGCUGGACUACAACGAGUCAAAAAAAGUCUACGAGAAGGUGGGGGAAGCCACCGAAACAGCCCUGACGUGCCUGGUGGAAAAGAUGAACGUCUUCGACACCGACACCAGCAAACUCUCCAAGGUGGAGCGAGCCAACGCCUGCAAUUCGGUGAUCAAGCAGCUGAUGAGGAAGGAGUGCACCCUGGAGUUCUCCCGCGACCGCAAGUCCAUGUCGGUGUACUGCACGCCCACCAGCCCUGGCCACAACUCUGCCGGCAGCAAGAUGUUCGUCAAGGGCGCCCCGGAGAGCGUGAUCGAGCGCUGCACCCACGUCCGCGUGGGCACGGCCCGGGUCCCGCUGACGGCCCCGGUGCGGGAGAAGAUCCUGAGUCGGAUCCGGGACUGGGGCAUGGGCAUCGACACGCUGCGCUGCCUGGCCCUGGCCACCCACGACUCCCCCGUCCGCAGGGAGACCAUGCAGCUCCACGACUCCGCCGCCUUCGUCCACUACGAGACCAACCUGACCUUCGUGGGCUGCGUGGGGAUGCUGGACCCCCCCCGCAAGGAGGUCACCUCCUCCAUCGAGAUGUGCCGCAAGGCCGGCAUCCGCGUCAUCAUGAUCACCGGCGACAACAAGGGCACGGCGGUGGCCAUCUGCCGCCGCAUCGGCAUCUUCUCAGAGAACGAGGACGUGGCCGGCAAGGCCUACACAGGCCGGGAGUUCGACGAGCUGUCCCCCGAGGCCCAGCGGCAGGCGUGCCGUGACGCCCGCUGCUUCGCCCGCGUGGAGCCAGCGCACAAGUCCCGCAUCGUCGAGUACCUGCAGUCCUUCAACGAGAUCACCGCCAUGACGGGCGACGGCGUCAACGAUGCCCCAGCCCUGAAGAAAGCCGAGAUCGGCAUCGCCAUGGGGUCCGGCACGGCCGUCGCCAAGUCGGCUGCUGAGAUGGUGCUGUCGGACGACAACUUCUCCACCAUCGUGUCGGCCGUGGAGGAGGGCAGGGCCAUCUACAACAACAUGAAGCAGUUCAUCCGCUAUCUCAUCUCCUCCAACGUUGGCGAGGUCGUUUGCAUCUUCCUGACGGCUAUCUUGGGCCUGCCCGAGGCCCUCAUCCCCGUGCAGCUGCUGUGGGUGAACCUGGUGACGGACGGGCUGCCGGCCACCGCGCUGGGCUUCAACCCCCCGGACCUGGACAUCAUGGACAAGCUGCCCCGCAACCCCAAGGAGCCCCUCAUCAGCGGCUGGCUCUUUUUUCGCUACCUGGCCAUCGGAGUGUACGUGGGGCUGGCCACGGUGGGCGCAGCUACCUGGUGGUUCCUGUACGACGCCGAGGGGCCGCAGGUUUCCUUUCAUCAGCUGAGGAACUUCAUGAGGUGCACCGAGGACAACCCCAUCUUUGAAGGAGUUGACUGCGAAAUCUUCGAGUCCCGAUACCCGACCACGAUGGCUCUGUCCGUGCUGGUGACGAUCGAGAUGUGCAACGCUCUGAACAGUGUCUCCGAGAACCAGUCGCUGCUGCGGAUGCCCCCAUGGCUCAACAUCUGGCUGCUGGGGGCCAUCGUCAUGUCCAUGGCUCUGCACUUCUUCAUCCUCUACGUCAAGCCCAUGCCCCUCAUCUUCCAGGUCACCCCCCUGAGCUGGCCGCAGUGGGUGGUGGUGCUGAAAAUCUCCCUGCCUGUUAUCCUGCUCGACGAAGGACUCAAGUACCUGUCCCGCAACCACCUGGACGGCAUUCUCAGGACGGUAAGAAACACGUGGAGCGGGGAGCACCAGUUGAAAACCUGCAGGACUCCAGAGCAAGGGAGAAGAGGACAAGAAGUGAACGACACGAAGGAGGCACUCCUAGCUAAAGGACCCCUAACUUGUAACUCGGACUGAAGUCUUGCAUGCGUGACCAUCGCUAGAAGCCAGCAGGACAUGCAUGUGUCCGACUACCAGACAAAAGCGGGUGAAUCGUCGAAAAGAAAAAUACCGAUUUUUUGUUUUGUUUUGUUUUGUUUCGUAGCUUUCUUUUUCCUGUACAUAACAGUGCAAUUACUGGACAUCUGGCGUAGGGUUUGGGGAUGGAGCUGUACACGGGCCACAGGGUCAUCGCAACGCUCUUCCUUGGGGAUUUCUUCCUGCAGAAUUGGAGACCCCCUUUUUUCAAAUCUUUGCCCUGGUGGAGCGAGCUUGGUCAAGGUGUCCUUCACGGGGGGUCGCCAGGGUGCCGUGGGGUCCGGCUGGAGGGACGGGUGGGGGGGCACACGGUGGUGGCCUGAAGGUAGCCGCGAGGCCAGGUGCCGGUGGCCUUGAGGCUACUCACAGCCACGUGUUCGGUGGAGGCUGGAGGGCUCCCUGGUGUGAUCCCCGUGCCGUGCAAAGCCCUGCUCCUUCUCAGGUUCAUCCCACACCAAAGCGAGGUGGUGGCUUGCCCGUCCUCUGCCCGAUGCCCCCUGAGGUCCCUCCUGUAGUGGCUAAAUCACAGCCAGGCUCGCGCAAAGGUGCCCGCUCCAGGCACAGGGGAUGAGCCCCGUGGCCUUCCUCAUAUCUGCCCCUCGCUCCUUCACUCGGUUGAUUUUCAGCUAUUUUCCUGGCAGGAGUAGUGUGUAGAGUGUAAGAUCUUCGGGGGACAGCACAGCCCUGACAGCAGUGAGCUGCCCCCAAGCCAGCAGUGCCCCCAAGCACCCCCAAGGCCCCCCAUGGUCCUCCUCCGGGAGCGGUGUUCUCGUGGCAUCCCUUUUGUAGGGCACCAGCAGCAGAGUUUCCUGGGAUUUUGCUGCUGGGAUUUUGCUGCUGGGGGCCAGGAGGGCACCCAGGGGGGAAGCCACUGGGGGUGGUUUCUUCUCCAGCCCCCGAGGGCUCCCUCCUGCCGUCCUCACUUCUCCCCACGACCCCUCCUGACGGUGUCGGGCCAGCCGGCCUCCUGCCUGAGCUUCCUCUUAAAUCCCAGCUUGGAGGAUGCGGCAGCACUAGAGCCAGGUUUCGGGAUAGCAUUUUGCUCUUUGCUCUUGGGGUUUUUAUUUUACUUUUUUUUUUUUUUUGCCUCUUAAAAGCUUCCAGCGCUUUUCUUGUUCCUCUUUCACGUGGGCAAGAGUGCAUCGUUCUCUGGACAGUACGUGCCAAAAGUCAUCCUUCCUUUCUUUUCUCCAUCACCAGCAUUGACGAAGAUGAGCAGAGCCCCCAGACCAAUGGGAAUGUACAGAAUUGUUAUACUACUGAGCUGAUCUACUUGUACAGAAAACCUUGCAUGAAAUGUUGUUACUGUAUUUAAUAUAUAAUGUAUUCAAGAAAUUUUAAUAUGGAGCUCUUUAAAAAAGGUCUUUAUAGUUACUCUGUGGUUAGAAGAAGGUUGUUGCUGAUUUUUUAAAAAUAUUAUUAUACUUUGUCUUGAAGAAGUUUUAUUUUUCAAACAUA